Molecule: messenger RNA, 2397 nt
Organism: Cicer arietinum (chickpea)
Lineage: Eukaryota; Viridiplantae; Streptophyta; Magnoliopsida; Fabales; Fabaceae
Product: BEL1-like homeodomain protein 9
Biological process (GO): regulation of DNA-templated transcription
Molecular function (GO): DNA binding
Source: RefSeq, a predicted model, not a curated record
AUGUCUCAUCAUGAAACACCUUCCUAUUAAAGUUCCAAGACUAAUAUAAACCACAGUAUAGCAGAGUGCUAUUACCUCCUAGAUAGGUUAGAGAAACAAAACAGAUAAUCGUGUUUUUUUGGUUUUGCUUGUGAGAGUGAGUGUGUUAAGACUUAAGUUAAGUGUGUAUGAGUUUGUGUGCAUUUUCAGUCUCAAAUGCGUGUUGUGUUGGAAACAAACCCAAUUCUAUAUUACUCUCAAUCAAUUCACGUAUCUUCAUAAUUAUAUUCAUUCAUAUCUUUUCAUUUCACACUAUCACUUCCACUAUUCUCCUCUGCCUCAUCAAUCCAUCCAUCACUUUCUCUCUCUAUCUUUUUUUCUUUCUCUCUUCUUUUUUAUUUUUUUUAGUAAUUGUUUUUUGUUUAGUACUAUGGCUGAGGAGGGUUUUGAACAUUACCAUAUUCCACAACAAAGUAGAAGAGAAAAGCUUAGAAUUUUAUCUCAAAAUCAAACAAAUUUUGUUGAAUCAUCUUCCAAUUCUCUUCACCCUAAUUCUUUACCUUUACCUUCUCUCUACGAUCCUUCACUCAUUUCUUCCAAUUUCAUGAUGGGAUUUGGAGGAGUUGUCAACAGUUCUUCUUCCCAACUAAACUCACCAAUUGACCCUUUUGUUUAUCAAGCUCAAAAUCUUCGUGAAUUCAAUCAUGGGUAUACAAAUGAAGGUGGUAGUAGUAGUAAUAGUGAAGUAAUGUUGUUAAAGUCUGAACCUUUAUCAUUGUCUUUGUCAUCAAACAAAAAUAAUCAAAAUCAGGUGAAUUUUCAGCGAUUUGGGUCGGUUAUUUAUGGUGGUGGUUGUGAAGUUUCGAGAAAUACGGUUCCUUUAGGACCAUUUACGGGUUAUGCGUCGAUUUUGAAGGGAUCGAGGUUUUUGAAACCAGCACAGCAAUUGUUGGAUGAGAUAUGUGAUGUUGGGGUUAGUGGAAUUUGUGGUGAGAAAAUUGCUGUUGAUGAUUCUUUGAUGGAUAGUAAUGGUCAAGAUAGUGGAAUUGUUAAUGGUGUUGAUGAUGGAAAUGAGGGUAGAAAGAAUAAGUCUAGAUUAUUAACCAUGCUUGAUGAGGUUUGCAGGAGGUACAGACAAUACUAUCAGCAGAUUCAUGCAGUAAUAACUUCAUUUGAAUAUGUAUCAGGCCUCGGUAAUGCAGCCCCAUAUGCAAGUUUGGCUCUAAAUGCCAUGUCCAAGCAUUUUAGAUGCUUGAAGAACGUGAUAACUGACCAGCUUCGGUUUAUCAGUAAGUCUAAUUUUCAGAUAAGCAACAGUAGAAAGGAUGAAUCGCCAAGGUUUCGCAACAGUGACGCAGCCCCUUACAGUCAAAGGCCAGGGUUUCUUGAGCAUGUCCAACCACCUGUUUGGAGACCUCAACGAGGACUCCCUGAGCGUGCUGUGAGUGUUCUCAGGGCAUGGUUGUUUGAACACUUUCUGCACCCGUACCCUACUGAUACUGACAAGAUAAUGUUAGCAAAACAAACCGGUCUAUCUCGUAACCAGGUGUCUAAUUGGUUUAUAAAUGCAAGAGUGAGACUAUGGAAACCAAUGGUAGAAGAGAUACACAUGCUUGAAUCACAACAAACUCAAAAGGAACCACAAAGAGAUGAGAAUCUAUCUACCUCCACAGACAAAUUUCAGUUACCUUCAAAUAACAUCAUUGCACAGAAUCCAUGUAACUCCACAGACAAAUUUCAGAGUGUCGCCUAUAAACGGACUAGAAACGAACUUUCAAAUAUGUCGGUGCUGAAUCAACAAGUUGGUAGUAAUGGAGUGAGCAUGGGGAAUAACGUUGCAACGAGCAAUAAUGGUGUCUCUCUGACACUCGGUCUUCAUCAGAAUCAUGGUAUUGGGUUAUCCGAGCCGUUUAACAUGAGUGCUGCUCAGCGUUUUGGCCUUGCACUUCAAACUGAUAGCUACGUCACGAGUAAUUUUCAAUCACAGAAUAGACAAUUUGGUAGAGACCUUAUUGGAGGGCAACUUUUGCAUGACUUUGUAGGGUGAAGCUAUAGAUAUGCUUGGACUUAAUUCAAUUAGGGUGAUACACUAUGUUUCUAUGAUUGGUUUCAUCAAUCACUAGAAAUUAGGAAAAGAAGAGUUAUUGAAAUAUUGGCCUGCAAAAGUCUUAUUGAAGAGACCUAGUUUGGGAUUAAGUGGUCUUGUACAUUCAUUUUUAUUUUAGUAGGGGGGAAACAUAUUGUUAUAGUCAAAUUAAUCCAUUUCACCCUUAUGUGUUGUUGGCCUUGUGGGAUAAGUCUUUGUUAUUGUCCUUAUUAGGUAAAAUGGAUACAUUUCAGUAGGUGACAGUUUAAUCUUGUUUAACAUGCAUUAUUCAUAAGGAUCUCUCCAACUAUGUUUUUUUCUCUCCUUUUAUA